CCGGAACAAAGUGAGCACACCGGUCGCUGAUUGGCCUGUGGACGCCUUCAAACCACGAGCGAGUAAGGAAGAAGUAAACAGACAUGGCAGGAGAGAAGUCCGCGUUUGAUCAAACCUUUUUGUUCAGCUCCCUUCCCUCCAAGAAGUUCUCCUUCCUGCAGGACAAAGACACGUUGGCGCUGUUAAUGAAAUGGUCCAUGCUGGGAAGGAUUUCAGCUCAGUCUUACAGCUUUGACCAGAGCUUUUGUCCUUACAACAGUGAAAAGUUUGUUCUGUGUUUCUUCAGAGACCCUGACGUGGUAUCCAGUCUGAAAAAGAUGGAGGCCGGAGUCUCGGUGCCUCUUGACAAGCCGGUGGUGUCUGUCGAUGUGGAGCUGGUGCCGUGCACUAAAGUCUCCAUGGAGCUCUUUGACCCAAUCUACUCUUGCGGCAUCCUGAGGCCCUCUGGUCAUAUAGUGAAAUGCUUUCAUUAUGCCUACCCCGACUAUGAUGAACUCCGACAGAUGCUGCAGGAGGAGGACUCUGAGCACUACGACGUGGUGAGGAGAGGGGAACGAGGAGAGUUUCUGUUUCGCCUCUUCAAGCACCUGUGUCUUGGGGGAGAACUCUGUCAGUAUGAGGACACCAUUGAUCCGUACAUCAACACCACAAAGCAAGUGUACAAAGAUCUGAUCAGUGCUCAGAAGGAUCCAGACACAAAGAAGAUCAGCGUUGUCUCCACGGUGAUCAAAGUUAGCGCCUACGAUGAAUUUGGCCGAUGUUUCCCCGGGAUACGAGAGCAGGAGCAGACGUUUGCCUAUUUGAUCGUCGACCCCUUCAAACGACACGUGACUCUGUUCUGCCACUUCUACGGUGUUGGAAACCUCACUCUGUGACCGCGAAGAAAUAAUCCUGUUGCCUGAGUCGCACACCUUCUGAUCAAGCUGACUGUGUAUAUACAAACACAUCAGAGUGACAGCUUUAGCUUCAUGGAAGCUCUGCCUUCAGUUAACUUCCCUGUUUAGGAAUUUGAUGUUACAAAGGAGAAGGAAUUAUGAAUUUGUUCUUUGAAAGUAUGUCAAUAUUUUUUAGGCUCUAGCGUAAGUUCAGUCGAGAAGACUACUCUGCUGCUGCUCAGGACUGAUGCCCACUACUACAAUGUCUCCUCAUGGGGUCUAAGCCCCAAAGACUAUCAAUAUUUUGUCAUCACAUAUCAUUCUGUUAAAUCUGUAAUAAAUAUUAUUUCUUCAUUCA
Molecule: messenger RNA, 1233 nt
Organism: Scophthalmus maximus (turbot)
Lineage: Eukaryota; Metazoa; Chordata; Actinopteri; Pleuronectiformes; Scophthalmidae
Gene: cfap300
Product: cilia and flagella associated protein 300
Exons: 7
Coding region: 84-875 (263 amino acids)
Source: RefSeq, a predicted model, not a curated record